This is a messenger RNA of Paramecium sonneborni, 871 nucleotides long. The record is from the annotation of a GenBank genome assembly. NCBI's taxonomy places the organism in Eukaryota, Ciliophora, Oligohymenophorea, Peniculida, Parameciidae.
AUGAAAGUAUUUUAUUAAAAAUCAAGUCAACAUCAACUAUGGGAUAUUAUGAAUUAUGAAUAGUUCAUCUAAUAAACACAGAAUGUAUUUUAGUUAUCAAAAGGUACUUACACUAUCAAAUCAAAAAGUAAUAAUUAACAAAUUAGAACAACUAAAGAUUUAUAAUUACAUGGAUCAUAAGCAGGAAUUAUUAUAGAACCGUAAUAUUUUGAUUAUUUAUUAUCAGUCAUCAAUAAAGUUUAUUUUCAGUAUUAGGUGUUCAUUUACCAGAAAACAAUAAUCCUUAAUCUCAUAGAAUUGUCAAAUAAAAGAUUCCAACACUUAAAAAGUAACUUAAAACUGAACACGAUGGAGUUGAAAGUUUUAAGAAAAUACUCCAUAUUGGAAAUAGUAAUUUAAGCAAUGAUUGGAAAUAAAUAAUUACAAGAAUCAAAGAUCUUUAAACUGAAUCAUAUUACUUUAAAAAUCAUAUGUAAGAAAAUUUUGGCACUUUUUAAGAAGAAAUUGAGGCGUAUUUAUUAUAAUUAAAUUUAGAUUAAUUGAUGAAGCAAACUAAUUGUAAUUAUAAUAGUAAUAAGUAUUUUAGUAAAAUUCUGAAUUAUUAUAAAAAAUAGAAUCAACAAAAAAAGAAAUUAUUGAAUAAUAACUACAAUAUGAUACUCUAAAAAAUUAAUUUAAAUAGGAGAAUAUUGAAUAUUUCAUUUAAUCUAAAUAACAACAAAAUAGAAAUUAAAUUAAAAUAUUUAAGUACAUUGAUGAAUUUGAUUCCUUUUUAAAUGAAAAUAAAUUUAUUUUAGCAUAUGGAGCUAAUUUAGAUAUCAGAAAGAAAUUACAAUAUUUUAAAAAUAAAUAUUUAUAAUUAAGUAAAUGA